Cylicocyclus nassatus is the source of this 768-nucleotide messenger RNA. The record is from the annotation of a GenBank genome assembly. NCBI's taxonomy places the organism in Eukaryota, Metazoa, Nematoda, Chromadorea, Rhabditida, Strongylidae.
AUGCGAAUUUUAUCCGCAUUCUUUACCGUACUCUUCACCUUCAUCAAUCCUUGCAUGAUGUACAAAGUAGUCACAGAAUUGGAAGCAUGUUUUUCGCAUCAUCUACCCGAACGAUUACGAAUACGAGUAAUCGAAGCCGUCUGCAAUUACGUCUUUACCAACAAUCUCAGUGCACGAAUACGUCUGGCUGUAUACGUAACAGUGAUUCUCUUCACGUUGAUACAUCUGAUGCUAACUUGUUUGUCUCUCUAUGGAACCUAUUCCUGCCGACCAAGCUUCAUUCGACCGUUUUUGUUCGAUGCUGUGUUCAGCACGGUGCUUCUCUUAUUAUUCGUUGCUUUCUCGGUUCUUAUAUAUGUACAAUUAACUUCAAGCGAAGACCUUGAAAAUAGAGAAGAUGCGAUGAAAGUUCAUUUGAGGAAUGUCUAUGUUGGAGCAGCUUUUCUACUCUCUUACCUAGUAUGGAUGAUAAUUACGAUAAUUGCUUACAUCGACACGAAAAAAUUACAUGCAGACUUCAUGUACUGGAUCGUUGAAGAGCGUGUUAGCAUGAAAUCAAAAGCUAAUGUCUCGUCGGAUUUGAGAUCUGACCGAUCAUCAAAAGGUUCGCGAGCUUCAAGAGCUAGCCAUGCUAGUCAUGCUAGUCGUACUAGCCAUACAUCGAACCGUAGCACUCGGUCCGAAUUACCUAGGAUGAACUCAGUGCAAACUGCUGGUGUGCGCACUAGUGCAUCGCUGUUGAAUACUACCUUAUCAGUUCCUUUGUGA